Messenger RNA from Rotaria sordida, 1209 nucleotides. The record is from the annotation of a GenBank genome assembly. NCBI's taxonomy places the organism in Eukaryota, Metazoa, Rotifera, Eurotatoria, Philodinida, Philodinidae.
AUGAUUGAGCAAGUUGAACGUAUAUUAGAUGAUUUACUUGAUUCAAAUUGUAUCCAUCAAGCACAGCAUAUGAUCAUGACUAUUGUUCGAAGUUCGGUUCGAAUGCAUUAUCUGUAUUUUGUGCCAGAAACUCAAAAAGAAAAUAUUCCAGUUCGACCAAUCUUCGUCUGUAAUAAUGGGCCUACAAUAAACAUAGUCUGUUAUAUGACUCCACUUCUAUGGUCAAUCUUUGAUCGAGCAACUAAUUGCAAACGAUUUUCAAAUGGUGCUAUUGAUGUUAUCCAUGCUAUCGAACAUGAUGCUCAUAUGGGUCACUUUCAAUCUCCAAUUCUUUUUGUCACAUUCAAUUUGGAUGAUUUGAUCAACAUUUUUCCUCAUGAUGAAACCAUAAUUGCCUUAAACUAUUUACUUCGAGAACAGUUACCAGAUCAGAGAAUAGCUGGUCUUACCGUUGAUACCAUCCUACAAUUAGUACAGCUUGUUUUAAAAACUCAAUUCUAUGUUUAUAAUGCUGCAUUGUAUCAACAAAUUCAUGGUGGUGCUUCUGGUUUACCAUUAACUAUAUUCUUGGCUUAUACUUAUUUAUUUUUUGGACAAUAUCGUGAACUAGUGAAAAAUUUCACAAAAAAGAAUGAAUUUUUUGGCAGCUAUACAAACAAAGGUACUCUCGAAAGUAAAGUUUAUUACGAUCCAAAUAUUGUUGAUACUUUACCAAAUGUAUCCAAUGAACUAACGGAAAACACCACCAAACAAUUAUAUGCUGUUCUAUAUCGAGCCGUUCGAUGCUGUUCUGAUGUGGAAAAAUUCCAUAGUGAACUACUUUAUAUUCAGGUAUCAUUUGUGACAUUUGGUUUUACAUCAGAAUUUAUUCAUUCUGGUAUUCAACGUUUUUACCAACAAUUUAAUAUACUAGAAAAAUUCUGGGAUUUACGUUUGAAUAAUAAUAAAUAUUAUCAUUUACGUCGUUGUAUCAUAGAAGAUGUCGAACAACAAAUAAAAUUGAAGCAACAACGUGAGCAAGCAAAAGAACAUACAUUAUUCAUGCCAUGCCCACGUUUAAUGGAUGAAGAAAGUACCGAUGCUUUCAAACAAUGUUUUGAAUAUUGGUGGAAUAAAUAUUAUGCUAAUGAAUCACCAACAAACUCUAUUCAAAUCAAAUGGAUAGAACAAACACCAACUUGUUUGACAAAUAGUAAUAUUCUGGUCAAC